AUGGAGAGGGACAAGGAGUAUUUCUUGGGUGUUACUGAACUGUACAGAUUUCUGAGAAUAUCAGAAGUUGUACCUGACUUGAUUGGCCCCAGAGCUGGGGCCGAGAGGAGUUGGCAAGCAGGAAUUAUGAGCCAUGGUCAACCCCACCGUGUUCUUCAACAUCACCGUCGACGCGUCGCCUUCGAGGUGUUUGCAAACGAAGUUCCAAAGACAGCAGAAAACUUUUGUGCUCUGAGCACUGGAGAGAAAGGAUUCGGUUAUAAGGGUUCCUACUUUCACAGAAUUAUUCCAGGGUUUAUGUGCCAGGGUGGUGACUUUACACGCCAUAAUGGCACUGGCGGCAAGUCCAUCUAUGGGGAGAAAUUUGAUGAUGAGAACUUCAUCUUGAAGCAUACAGGUACCGGCAUCUUGUCCAUGGCAAAUGCUGGACCCCACACAAGCAGUUCCCAGUUUUUCAUCUGCACUACUAAGACUGAACGGUUGGAUGGCAAGCAUGUGGUUUUUGGCAAGGUGAAAGAGGGCAUGAAUGUUGUGCAAGCCAUGGAGGGCUUUGGGUCCCAGAAUGGCAAGACCAGCAAGAAGAUCACCAUUGCUAACUGUGGGCCACUCUCAUAA
Carlito syrichta (Philippine tarsier) is the source of this 615-nucleotide messenger RNA. Its product is annotated as peptidyl-prolyl cis-trans isomerase A-like. Gene Ontology annotation, molecular function: peptidyl-prolyl cis-trans isomerase activity. Bases 1 to 615 code for a protein of 204 amino acids. Gene Ontology annotation, biological process: protein folding; protein peptidyl-prolyl isomerization. Lineage: Eukaryota; Metazoa; Chordata; Mammalia; Primates; Tarsiidae. The transcript has 3 exons. The record is from RefSeq and is a predicted model, not a curated record.